Coregonus sp. 'balchen' is the source of this 5612-nucleotide messenger RNA. Lineage: Eukaryota; Metazoa; Chordata; Actinopteri; Salmoniformes; Salmonidae. The record is from the annotation of a GenBank genome assembly.
AUGCCAGACGUCCAGGGGACAACGAAAGGGGCGAGAGGUGAGUGGGAAAAGCCUUUGGCACGCGCUUCGCUUUUACACCCGAGGAGAUGCACCUCUCUCGUGCCUUGUGUUCCACUUGGACAGUUCCCCAUACCGCGCCAUUUGUUGAGGAGCUCAUGGACAACCACGGUCAACUUUGCAAACUACAGCUCCUCAACAGACUCAGAACAAGCAACAGAAACGAAACAAACCCCAACUUGGAUACCCACUGAGGAUGUCAAAAGGAUAUUACAACUUGCCCACCCUGAGCGCUUGCGACUGUCAGGUAGGUCAUGUCACUGGUUCACUGUACCACCACUGACAACUUCUAAAAUGACAAACAUUUGUAUUUAUUAUGGAUCCCCAUUAGCAUGCAGCAGCUACUCUUCCUGGGGUCAGGCAAAAUUAAGGAAGUUAUACAAUUUUAAAAACAUUACAAUACAUUCAUAACAGAUUUCACAACACACUAAGUGACACAUUACACUGAAAUAACAAUGUUAUCACUAACUUGUGCCUGUAUAGGGUUGACUUCAUUACAUCCCUUAUUCCUUCCUUAGGCCCUAUUUGUUGUCAUGAAAGUUUCCCUUUUUAAACAAUAAUGCAGUAACUUGUUUUGACUCUUAUAUUUUGUUAUCUAUGCUAUCCUCCACAGCGGCUGUGGGUUUCCUGGUGGUUUCCAGUGCUGUCACCAUGUCGGCGCCCUUCUUUCUUGGCCAGGUUAUUGACACCAUCUACUCCAGCUCCUCAGAGGACUUCAGUGCCUCCCUCUGCUCUCUGUGUUUCACGCUCUUAGGGGUGUUCCUCUGUGGGGGCGCUGCCCGUGUCUACCUCAUGCAAAUCUCAGGUGAGUGUCACCAUUUGCUUCCAGUGCAUGCAGAGUAGGUUUCCAUAGCAAUUACACAGGUGACUGUAUGAGGGAACUUAACUUACUAUCUCUGAAAAUUGUCAUGACUGUUUACACUUUUGAUGCCAUACAGAGGAAAUGUAUAAAACAAUGAUGUUAUGACUCUUGCAGGGCAACAGAUUGUGAGAAAUCUAAGUGUAACCCUAUUCUCCUCCAUUCUGAGGCAGGAGGUGGGUUUCUUUGAUAAGACUCGUACCGGGGAGCUCAUUAACCACCUGUCUGCGGACACGGCUUUGGGGUGUUAAAGACCCUUUUUCUCUGUACUGGGGUCAGUUCUAAGAUUCUGAGUCUCAUCAGAAUGCAAGUCAACUGGUUUAUUGUCAUGAGGAAGAAGAUGUGAUUUUUUUCAUCCCUUCAGGUAGGCUUUCCUCGGGUGGACACAAGACUUUAAAAAUCCUAACAUCGCUGAGCCUUUCACAUUAAACGACCGUCUUUCCUGUAGUUUGUUGUCUUGCCAACAUUGUGGUGCGCACACUAAACGAUGUGGCACAGACGGUGGUCACACACUACAAUAUUAUUCACUUGGUUGUGAGGAUUCUCGAUAUCAUGCUGUCUCACAAAAACAUUGUGAUUAGAUUUAGCGUAGCUACGAGCUAUGGCUCAAAGCAGCCUCAUAAACUUUCAGUCAGACAUUCACCAUACAGAGUUUAAUUGAAUACCAUUCCUUGUGAACUUCAGAGCUGUAACGAUUUGACACUUUCACUUUGGUUAAAGGCAAGUCCAAACGCAUACUAGUAGUAGUCAUCGCUCCUGCUCAAGAGUCUACACAUUCUGGGUGAUGCUAAACGUAAUCUCACUCGCUUCUUCUCUGCUGAGCUCUCAUUGGCUGUUGCUGAUCACCGUUCUCAAAACUUGUUGUAAAUCUCACACUACAAGAGCAUUGCAGAUUUUGCGCCAAUAAAAUCAAAUAUGUUUGAAAAUAUCUAUGUAUGUUAUGUUGUAAAUGUGAAUAUGAAUUAAUGCCCCCAUUACAGAUUACUCUGACGUUUUUCUUGCGCUGUAACCAAUGAUUUAUGAAAACUUGCUUAGUGGGUUGAUGUCCUCAUUGUGGUUAUACAUACGUGUUUAAUACGUUUUAUGUACACACUGUAUUAGAAUAUUUAUGAAAUGCACAUUGUUAUAUUUGGUAGCACUUGUUUUCCCUCGACUCCAACCCCAUUCGAUGCAUGGAACGGAUGUGGGUGGGGCUAUGUCUACAUAAGGGUGCUAAUUAAAAAAAUUCACAAAAGCUCUGAUGAAGGCCUUGAGGCCGAUACUUAAAGCUUAUUAAAGAGCAGGGAUACUAUCAAGAACAGUGUGCGGGUUUCAUCUUGUUCAACUGUUGCCAUGCACCUACAAAAGAGAUAGCUCAGAUGUGCGAGUGCCUUUUUAAGUUAGAUUUUGUGCCAGUAAAAUCAAAUAUGUUUUAAAAUAUAUGGACGUCUGGGACUGCUCAAAGACGAGAUCGGUAGCCCUCAGAUUGUGUCUUUGACCCGAAAACAUUAAACGAGCGUAGGUGACAGCCGCGUGCCCCGAGUAGGCAACGACGUGGGGAUUUUGUCUCCAAUCUCAAAAACUUGUCUGGGAAAGCUAAAUCAUGGCCAAAUCGUGUGGUGUACACCCGGCUUACAUUUCUUCAUUGUUCUGGUUACUCUACGUAGAUUGGUUUGACCAAAGUUCUUUCUGUCACAACAGGAAAUUAGAAUUUAGCGAGUUACUUCCAUGAGUUUCUUCCUUGGUUACUGUACACGUUUCAUUUCAGUCACUUCCUGAAACAAAUUAUGCAUAGCAAAAUAUCCAUAACACAUUAUUAUACUAAAUAUAGUAAAGUUGAAUAAGUUGAUAAAUAUGUUCACACAUCCUCUUUAGUCAUUAGUGGCUUUACAGGUUCCAAAGGUAACAGAGCAAGCUUAAAAGACGAGCUAAAUUGCCUCAUGUUUCCUGGCCUCUCCUUCCCUCUCUGCCAACAGUUUUACGUGUCACCCAGUUUAGCAACCUUUGUGCUGAUGAUCGUGCCUCCUAUGGCUGGCCUGGCUGUCAUAUACGGGAGAUACCUGCGCUCCAUAUCCAAACGCACACAGGACUCUCUGGCCGAGGCCACACAGGUAAGAUAAGGCCUGCUAACGGCUCAUCAUUACAGUCAUUACUGAGGCUGUGUUUCCCCUAGAUUACUCUUCAAGCAGAGUACAAAUACAACCUAAUCAACAUCCGGGUCUUUUAACCCCAAAAUGUUGAAUUGAAACCAAUUGAACAGACUGAGACUCUGUUGUUCUGUUCUCAUGUAGUUGGCAGAAGAGCGUAUCAGCAACAUGAGGACAGUUCGGGCGUUUGGUAAGGAGCUGACAGAGGUGGCUAAGUAUACAGAGAAGGCCAACUACAUUCUCCACCUGGCCAAACAGGAAGCCGUUUUGCUGGCCGGGUUCUUUGGCGUGGUGAGCAUUCAGCCAUUCAAUGUUGCCCAAUUUCCCCUAAAGAGAUGGUUGACAUUUUGUCAAUGACAUCAGUUGAAAUGUACUCCACCCCUUUGGUCUCUUGAAAGACAGGAAUCACAGAGUUGUGUGAUCUGUGAUGGAAGCUUCUGCUUUUCUGGCCUGUAUUCCUUCAGGGGCCAUUGGGCUGUAACUGCUUUCCUAUGGGUCUUUUUUAGACAGGACUCAGUGGCAACAUCAUCAUCUUCUCUGUGCUGUAUAAGGGAGGGCUAUUGAUGGCCACCGAACACAUAACUGUGGGAGAGCUCUCUUCCUUCCACAUGUACGCCUUCUGGGUGGGCAUUAGCAUUGCAGGUAGGGUGCAUAUAAUUGUCUCAUUGCCUAUCCAUGCAUUCUGAGGAAAACCCCAGCCCGGGGCGGCAGGUAGCUUAGUGGUUAAGAGCGUUGUGCCAGUAACCGAAAGGUCGCUGGUUCUAAUCCCCAAGCCGACUAGGUGAAAAAUAUGUCGACGUUCCCUUGAGCAAGGCACUUAACCCUAAUUGCUCCUGUAAGUCACUCUGGAUAAGAGUGUCUGCUAAAUGACUAAAAUGUAAAUUAAUCAAUGAACAAAUCACACUUAAAUAAAAAAACGGAUUCUCUAUCUCUGAGCUUCUGUUUAAUUGUCUGUUUUGUUGAACAGGGAUGAGCUCGUUCUACUUUGAGCUGAUGAAGGGUUUUGGAGCAGGGGCACGGCUGUGGGAGCUAUUGGACAGGAAGCCUGAGUUUCCCCUUAAUGGUCAGCAUCAUGCCCCUCCAUUCUAGACCACACUGAGACAGCAUUGUGCAAAACACCUUAGACUCCUCUGCAUCUAAACUGGCAUGUCCAUGUUCCUCCUCAUUUUUCUGUAGAGGGUAUUGUGCUGAGGCCAGAGCAACUGAAGGGUAAUCUGGAGUUCCAGAAUGUCUCCUUUGCCUACCCAACCCACAAAGAUGCCCCUAUCUUCCAGGACCUUAGUCUCUCCGUGCCUGCCGGCUCUGUCAUGGCGGUGGUAGGCCCGAGCAGAUCGGGCAAAUCCACCCUGGUCUCCCUGCUGCUCAGGCUCUAUGACCCAGACUCAGGUGAGGACUGCAGCCAGGAGGUCAUCUCUUACAGCAGCUUCAUGUCACUGUCUCUUCCAUUUCAUCAACAGUCUUCUGAUUUUGAGAUCCCUGUUUUGCUGUGUAGGUGUGAUCACUAUUGACGGGCAUGAUGUGAGAGAUUUGAAUCCUUAUUGGCUGAGGAGUCACAUUGGAACUGUUAGUCAGGUAAUUGGUCACAUGAUGACAUUAUUAUUAGUUGACCACAUGUUCCCAUUGUUGUGGCUGAGCUGUGUUGUGACAUGUGGUCUGUCCCUGUACUGUUCUCCCUCUGUGGGUCUGCAGGAGCCUGUGCUCUUCUCCUGUUCCAUUGAUGAGAACAUUGCCUAUGGAGCUCCCGACUCUGACACGGUCACAGUUCAGGAAAUCCAGCAGGCUGCACAGAUCGCCAAUGCCUACGAGUUUGUCCACGGUUUCCCCGAAGGCUUUGACACUGUGGUGGGAGAGAAGGGUGUUCUACUGUCAGGUAAAUACAUGGAUUUCCUAAUGAUGGUGUUGGACUUCACUGGAUAUUCUCAACCCUGAAUGCUCUGACUACAGACAGAUAUGGGUUUUGUUAUGGAGUUCUUCUUCAUAGCUAAAACCAUAGCUUCUUUAACAGCUGGAAUGGAAUUACUUAUUUUACUUGAACCAACAGGUGGUCAAAAACAGAGAAUUGCUAUUGCAAGGGCUCUGCUGAAGGUAAUUUAAUUACACCCGAUUACAUGCAUCAACAAUUGAUGUUUUUAAUCAUUUGAGCUAAUGUAAUAAUGUUUCCUCCCUUCAGAACCCCAAAAUACUUCUACUUGAUGAGGCUACAAGGUAAGAGAAGUGCAGAAUCACAUCACGUUUCAUUUCAGUCACUUCCUCUUCAUUUUGGACAGUUAAGCAAGGUCAAUGAGCUGGGUGAUGUCAAAGGUCAAACAACCCAACAAUAUAAUGUGAGCUAUAACUUGAGGUUACUUGCAUAACCCUGGUUGUCUGAUAACAAGUGAGGUCUCUCACGUCCCAAUAGUGAGAGACCGAAACAAGUAUUUGAAGAGAACUCAAUGGAUCUCUGAUCUAAUUCUAAUCUAUUCAUUUUUAUUAAAUAAAUAAACGUUUUCCCCCUAUUCCUCAGUGCCCUGGAUGCAGAGAAUAAGUUCCUGGUCCAGGAGGCUCUGGAGCGGCUCAUGGAUGGGCGCACU